CCAUGUCAGCCACGUGGCGUGAGGACGAUGAGGAACUGAGGGUGGGAGGAGUAAAAGGAGCAUUGAAAGCCAAACCGAGGUUCUCCUUCACUGAGGUCAAGCUGCUGCUGGAGGCGGUGAAGAGGAACAGAUACAUCAUCCUCAGUGAGUAGGAAUAAAAAAGUAGAUUAGUUCUUUUCUAUUUAGGAGGAAAGUCUUUGAGGAGCUGUUUGUAAUAAAACGUGUGUCGUUGAGGCCAUUCUGGUACGACCUACUGACCGUCCUGUUGGUCGUGUUUAUCAUGCGAGUGUUGAGCUCCUCAAAUCUCUCAUCACAUAGGCCGAUGGAUGCCAGCUUCGCCACCUUGGGCUGCAUUUGGUGACAGUGAUCUGUAUUCUGCUGCAAAAUGCACUCCAGCCGACUGGCAGCAGGUGGAGAGCUGCUUCUGAUGCUGCUCUGUCGUCCUGCUCAGAGAGGCUGCAGUCAGAAUCCCUCCAUCCUUUUGUUUUUGUCAUCACGGCGUUUGGGCAGUUAAAACACAUCCGAGGGACAUUUUUUAAUAUUGUUUAGUUCAGGAACCCCUGACACCACUGAUACAAUCAGUCAGAUGUCAAACAUAACAUUUGAUUUUAUUGUGAAUUACAGGAUGUUUUACUGGUCAGUCUGCCCUCUCUCUGUUUUUAGUGCACUGUGCUUUUAAAGAUCCUUACCAGCAGAGGGAGCACGUGGGUCACCUUUUACAGCGCUGCUGUGAUUUAAUACUUGAGACUGAUUCGUUCUCUCUGUAGGGAAGUUUAACCAAGGUGUGUCGGCUGAAACGAAGAAACAGACGUGGGUCGAGAUCACCAAUCAGAUCAACGGUCUGGGAGAGAAUCACAGAGAGGUGCGUCAGAUCAUGAAGAAAUGGGCAGACCUCAAAUGUGAUGGGAAGCGACGCAUUGCAGCGCUGCGGGGUCCCAACGGCACAACCCUGAGGAAGAAGAAACUGGGCCCCGUGGAGAGGAUGGUCCAUAAGAUACUGAUGAUGAGUCCUAGAGGAGACGGCGACAGCGACCUGGACCUGGGAGAAGACGACGACUUCUCAAAGAUGUGCAGUAAAGGGCUACCCUCCAACAGUUCCCCCUACUCCUACCUCAGUCUGACAGACGGCACUCACACUUUAUCAGGAGGACCCUCUUUUGAAAUUUCACCUCUCUCCUCACCUGAAAAAGAACUUGGCGGAGAUCCUUUCCACUCCUCGUCUGACUUUGACCUGUGUGACGAUGGAGAACACAUGAUGGAUUUUGAUGAAAACGACGACUCCAUGUUCUCCUACCCUUCCUCCGUCCGGCCACCCCCCACCUCCCUCGAUCCUCUGCCCGAUAACGCCCUGAUGAGGGUGAAACCCGUCUACACGUACUCCCGAAGCAGCAACGGCCAGAGCCAAACCAUCCAGAACUCCUCCUCCUCCAGCAGACCUCCACCCGGACCUUCCUCCUCCUCAGUGGCUUCCACGUCCUCUGGCUUUCCUUUGGCUUCUGAUUCAGAAGCUGCUUCAUCCUCUGCUGUCCCCCCACCAUCACGGUCCCCCAGCACCUCCAACAGACCUGGCUCCGUCCUCCCUGCUCCCUCUUCAUUCUCUCCUCCAUCAUCUUCCUCUGCACCUGCUGCAGCCAAUGGUGCUUCCUCUCACCCUCGACCUUCUACCUCAAUUCCACCACCUGCAGCUUCCUCCGCUUUCUCAACAGUCACCUCUGCCACUAUUUCUUCUUCUUCUCGAAGCCAGCCUCCUCCCUCCUCCUCCAUCUUUCCACGCAGUGCUCCCACCUCAGGCUCAAGCCUAUCGGACCCUCUCCCAGCUGGAGCGUCCUCACGCAGGGCACACGAGCAGGUCGCCCAGGUGGCGUCUCAAAGCCUGCAGCAGCAGCGGGCCAGCAGGAUGCUCCUGACCUCGGUGUCUCAGUCUCUGGAGACGUUGGCUCAAUCGGUCCAGCUGCUCGUGGAGAGCCAGCAUGAGUUCGUGCAGGAGUCCCUGCAGCUCCAGCGGGAGACCGUGGACAUCCUGAGGGAUUUCUCCAACACUGCACUAACCAUGCUGAGAGACAAGGCCAGCAGCGGGCAGCUGGCCCACCAUCACCACCGACAUCAUCCCGCCUCGCACUUCUGAAACCCAGAGGGAGAAAGGACAGGUUUGAGCAGUGCGAGGAGCUUCUCAUCAGUCGGGAGUCUUUCUGGUGGGUGUUCCUGUUUGCUGCACACAAAAGCUGCUUUCCACUGGUGACUCGAGCACACGCAGAUUUAGGCCCAGAGCUCAAUUUUAUUUAUGUGCCUAAAUCCUGUUUUGUUGUUUUCCCUUUUUCUAGUUUUAUUUGUGUCAAAUUCUAAAAGUUUUCCACACUGUAAUAAUCAGCAUUUCUAAAGGUGCUGAGCUGCUGUAGUCUCACAACCGCCGUGAACAUUUCCACACAAACCCAGAGUGACCGAGCGCAUUUACAGGAGAUGAUACACUACGUGGUGCAAGGACACGAUCUGCAGUUUGAUAAUUCUGCUUCCUGUGUGGACAUGAGAGGAGAACACUAACCCUGCAUCUGAUCUCCAGAGCCAGGCUCAAGAGUCACGGCGCUCUUAAACUCAGACUGGCUCCUUUUCAGGUUCCUGAAACACCAGAGGAGCAACACCUGGGGACAGGUGGGACAGGUGCUUCAUGUCUGUAGUAAAUUAGGAUAAAUUGUUGAGCAGAAGGAACCUGUUUUGUUGGGGUUACUGCUGAAUUUUGCUGCUGCUGAUGAAACUUUAGCUGUAAUUGACCAAUAGAUGAACUGAAUCUCUUUCCCUCAUUAAAAACAAACAGUUCUCUUUUGGUAAUCUGUGUAACCUGCUUACAGAAUGCAUUCAUGCACAAAAUCAGAUAAACUUCACUGUAGACACAAACAACACACCCAGAGCGUGCAGCAUAAUAAAGUACCUAAAACAGGAGGCAGCAGGUAUUAACGACUGAUUCACAAACUGGUUCCCUUUAACCCAGUCAGGGUCUAAGCAGCCGUGCAGUUUUCAAUAGAAGCUCCGCCUUUUAUUGAACAAAGCUAUAAAAUUGCAAAUGUGCAACCCAACAGUAUCCAAAGUUUCCUGACUGUAAACCAUUACAGGAGGAUUAACUGCUGCAGGUGACCGUGACACCGCAUCAUAAUGUAAAUGGAAAAACAAAUGUGAGCUGACAGAGUCUCUUAUAUCUUUAUAAAUGUACUUUUGCAGCCUGGGGCACCUUCUUUGUGUGCUUCCUGAAACUAACAUAAAUCAGAUAUUGUAGCUCUGUAACUUGUGCUGUGGCUCACACGUGAAUCUUUAACUUAUUUGCCUGUUUUAAGGACGGAGAAAAGCAAAGUUUCACAAAACGUUAAGAAGUCCAGUCGCUUUUCUUUCCAGGCUCUUUAGAGUACCGUGCCUUGCACUUAGGGAGGAACACCCUUCGACUGGAGUAUGAAAAGGAAUCAAGGAAACUAGCGGAUUAUAGAAACCAUCUCCGUUUCCACCUAAGAUGCACACAAAGCAGACUUAUUUCCAAGAGUUUGCACCUUGGAUCCACGGUGAGGCGACACAGAAUGGCGUUGUUUCUGUGGAGAGCACAAAACCAACUUCUAGGUGGAAGGAUGGGGCGGGUCACUAUAGAUGCACUCCACAACAAGAUCAGAUUCUGCAGGAACUCAAACCCAUACUCUCUCCUAUGUUAGAAGACAUUUUUGGGUUUGUGGACAAGGCUAAGCUCACAUUUAAGGAAAAGAAAGACAACUCCAAAAAUUCCAUACUUCCCUAACACAAACUUAUAUUUCCCAGUCUAGACAAUACAAACAAGAACAGGAAGACGUCACAGCCGAGGACAGUCAGGAAAAAUGGGUGACGAACUUUUCAGGCAGGACUCUCACUGAAGCUGAACAGGAGAUGCCAGCCAAACGACUCAGUUUUUGCCAUUUCUCCACAACAGCUGCCCGUAGUGGAUGACAUCACAGCCACGGAAACCGCCAUAAGGAUUAAUAAAGUAACAACCCGAAGCAGCGAAUCAGGGUGAAGGUUUCACCCACCCUCUCCACUACAAAAGUUCCUCCAUCUAACCUCACGAUACAAGAAAAGAAGGCCGCCGCUGAGCAAAGAUCAACUUCAAGAAACUUUAAGAAAUCCAGUCACUUUUCUUUCCAAGCUCCUUAAAGUCUGUUUUCUAAAUGCUGGGUGUCCCCUCUGUAAACCUGCACCAGGACGUGGCUGUAGUCCAUUUAUAUUUAUAACUGCUUAUAACAAGCAGAAGUGGGCUGAGGACAGAACCCUGUGGAACACCUGUCAGAGGUUACUUUUCAUUAUUGGAGAACAACAUCACGCUUCCCAAUUAGAUAAGAUUUAAACUUAUUUUUUUCUAAUAAAAUCCUGCAGUAAGCUUAGAAAGUUCAUGUCAUGGUUUAAUGUGUCAGAUGCCUUUUUAAGACUGAGAAAAACCAACACAUGAUUGAAGUUGUUCAAUCAGAAGUGACCGUCUCUGUGGAAUAAUGAGCUUUCUGAUUAUUCCACUGAUUCCCACUUUAGAUGCAAAGGUUAGGAAGUUACAAAAAGGAAGGCUUUACUUCCUGUGUCAGGGCACGUUAACGCUGUAGAGACGGUGCCCACAGUGUUUUCGCUGUGGGGUGGUUCUCACCUUUACCUGUCAUUUAAAAGGUGGAACUGGGAGGCAUCAGCAGCACAGCUGCAGCUUAAACAGGGGAGAACUUGAGCCUUCCUGUUAGACGUCUACUAUCAACUAUUCUUCUGCCCAGAUUUAAUUUAGAUAACAGCGCAGUGGCGACAUCAGUCGUGCCCAGUAUUUAGAUGUUUCCUAUGGAGUUAUUGUGGAUUUAAAUCCCAGCUACAAAGAUUUAAACGUCUGAAUGUCUGCAUUUCCAGCCGGUUGUUGGCAGGUGCUGUAAAUCUUAUUUAAUGUAGUUCAAAAUCCUGCUUUCUUUAAACUUUGCAUUCCCAGGGACUGUUGAAACCUUUACUCGAUUUUCUCCUUGACAUAAACCAGUGAAUAGAGUUGAGUUGAUAAACAAUAUUAAUAAACUGUCUUGAGCAGUAUUAUUACUCUUCCAUUUUCUGGAAAAUAAAGACCGAGCUUCCACCUUAACCAUCACCUUAAAGGCUCAGUCACACAUCAGCACUGAAUCAAUGCUUGAUGAAUGUUCCAGGCAGUCAAACAUCUCUGCUAAAUUUCUCGUCAGCCGUCGUGGCCUUUGCACGAAGAAGUGAUUCUCUCUUCUGCAAGAGUUUAUUCCACUAACACCAAACUUCUUUGCUUAUACUGGUUUUCAUUCUCCGUGUGAUUAUAGUUUAUUCUGGUGUCCACUCAGUUUUCCAAACUGCUGCUGUACCAGAACAAAACACCUACUGCGGCUUUUUAAGUGGUAUAGAUGUAAAAUAAUGUCAGCCACAAGUAGAGUUGAUGGACCAAAAAAUCCAAAAUGAAUGAAAGCAAAGAACAAACAAAACAAGAAAUUCAAGAAACAUCCAACAGAACCAGGUCAAUAAAAUAAAAUCUAUAAAUGAGUAAAAAAAAUUGCUCGUUAAACGUUAACAUGUUAAAAUAUUUAACUUUACAGCAGAAAUAAAUAUUUAUCUUUUAAAUAGGUGACGUACAGCUGGCUCUGCAGAAGAGACCGACUGAGACGUCUGCUUCAGUUUCAGUCGGUGAAAUUCUUGCAUUUUGUAAUUCUGUUGCUCAUCACUAAUCAGCUGGUGUUUGUCUUUGCAUUCUCCAAAACAACAAAUCUUAAAAAUGUGGAGAUCAGAAAGCAGCGGGCGUGGAUGUGACUGUCCUGAAUAUUCAGUCUGUAGCAGGACAUCAAACUUGUUUUACACUGUGGGCCACAUGAAGCCCAAUUUGAUCUAAUCUGGCUUAAUAACCUGUAAAAAAAGAUUAAGGAUGAAGUUUGUAAAACUACAGAAAAAUCCCAGUCAGCUCGUUGCCCAAAACACAACUUCUCUCAAUUUCUUUUAUAAUACUGUGGAGGAGCUGCAAAAAAUAGAGGCUUUAUUAUUUAAUGAAAUAUUGUCAAUAAAAAACAAACCAAUGAACUCUAUCAUAUAAUGACUUGUCUUUUACUUUAGUGUAUGGCAGGCUAUCAUCUUUGUCAGUAAGACGAUUUUAAACUAACCGAACUUUAUCGCCUUCUUUGGAAUUUUAGUUUUUUGGCAGCUUCCAGUCGGCCAGAUGAGGCCCUGUGCUGGUCUGGUACUGUGUGUUUGACAUCCAUGUCUACAGUAUGCAGCACAAAGUUCAAGCAAAAAGUUUUUAAGGACGAAGUUGUUGAACUAGAGAAGAUUUAACAGAUGAUCCGGGCAGAGGGAGGAAGAAGAACAGCAGAGAGUCUGAAGCAGAAAUAAAAAUGAACACAUGGACUCAUCACUGAACUACAAUAAAACUCGAGCGGUAGUUUGGGUCUUUUAGUUUUCAGGCUGUGUUCAGUACGAUCUCACCUGGAUGUCACCAGAUUACAGACGGCAACAACAUCAGGUGUUUGAAAUCAGUUAUGCUGAACCGUUUAUUUUGACCUUUGUUUCUUUGCAUUAUAAGUGUGGACCACUGCUGUCCUUGUAUUUAUUCAUCAGAGAUCUGUCUGUUAGAGCCUAAAUAUUCAAAUCAGUUCAGACCCUACAGUAAUGCAGAGAAAACUGACCCUCCACGUGUCAACAGUGGGAAGGAAAACCUCCGUCAGAACCAGGAUCGAGGCGAGGAGGCCAUCUGCAAAAAUCUGCCUUGAUAUAAGAAGGAAAUAAGUUCUAACAGUGACCAGAAGAAAACCACUCCUCUCACACUGGAGUUAUGCUACACAAGAAUUGAUCUUUUACAAGUGGAUUAGUGGGCUGGGAGUGGGAAGCCCAGGACACCACGGAGUUAUCAGAUCAGCUUGGUUAUAAACGGGAAAAGGUGGGUCACUCAGAGGAAUGACAUCAUCAGUCUUGCAUCUUGUUAAGAAAAGUUUUUCAACCAAUGUAACACUCCGCUAACACAAGGCCCAGCGUUAGCGGGGAGAGACCUUCCUCCUGGGAAUGUUCCUCCUCUCCAGGUCCUCCAUGCUUCCACCAGGCUGGCUGCUUCCUAAUUGCACAGUGAGCUUUUCCUUCUGAGACCCACACAGAAACAGGUUCCCAGUGCACACAUGACCUGAUUAAAAUGGAUCCUCCUUCCAAUGAUGAGUAGAUUAUUUAAAAAAAAAACAGAAGCAGUGAGUCUCAACACCGGUUUCCUGUUUCCCCUUUCUAGAGAAGGGCUGCAAACCCACAACAUUCAUCUACUCGACUCCAAAUAGUUAGCAGCUGGAUUAGAGGAGAAUUUUAACUCCCGCAUAUCUGAAAACAAGGGUCCAGCGUUUUGUAGGAGAUUGUGAGAUGGCUUAGUGGGUCAGCAUUCAGCAGUGAUGGAGCACUGGUACCAGUACAGACCUUACUGCACGCAUCGGUAAAUGGCAGAUGUGACUGCUGUAACCACAGAUUCAGUUUUCAGUCAGUGAACAUUCAUAUAUUCUCAAACAGUUUUUAAUUUUCAGGGAGGUCCUUACAGAGCGUGUACAGACAUGCAGCACGUUAGCUUCUUUUCCCGAUAAUAAAUCAAUGUGCACAAAAGCGCAGGUGAAUGAUCAAUCAGCUUCCUCUGAAACAUUUGUAGAAGAUUCUACGGAGCUCAAUUGGAUAAUGAAAGGGUUUCUACAGAAGCCAAAAACAGUUGCUGUGAAAAUAAUUGUUAAAACUGCAUCCACUUAAACCUACAGACCAGUCAGUGACCCUGGCAACCACUGGUUGCUGGGUAUCAGUAGAGUUAAACUGGCUGUUGACAGGUUGCUGUGCUUUUACGUCUUGUCUGCAAAUACUUGCAAACUACUCACCAAGUGUUAGUGAAACUGUGAAAAGUACAACUCAAACAGGAAAUGGAGAGUGUGACCUUCAAAGUAAAAGCUGUGUCCUCUGGAUCAUGUUAGAUUAGAUUAGA
Haplochromis burtoni (Burton's mouthbrooder) is the source of this 7960-nucleotide messenger RNA. RefSeq lists its product as uncharacterized. The coding region runs from base 875 to 2125 and encodes 416 amino acids. NCBI's taxonomy places the organism in Eukaryota, Metazoa, Chordata, Actinopteri, Cichliformes, Cichlidae. The transcript is spliced from 5 exons. Gene Ontology annotation, cellular component: nucleus. The record is from RefSeq and is a predicted model, not a curated record.